UACAUCUGGGAACAAGGAAAGGAUUCGAGGGAUGGACGAAUGUUUGGAAUUCCGUUUUCGUUAUAGUGAACAUUGAUUCGAACAGAACGUGAUUUGUCAAUUUAAUUCAGAGAUCUACUAAACGAGUAACUUUACUUUUUGAUUGUACUUUUGAGCUUUGGCUAAAUUUGAUCAUGGCUUCUUCGCCGUCCUCUCCCAAAUCGCCGACGACUCCGAAAUCUCCCUCUUCCAGAAAAAAAGAUGACUCGUUCCUGGGAAAACUUGGAGGAACUUUAGUAAGAAGAAAGAAAGAAAAAUAAGUUUCUGAGCUCCAGGAGGAAGGGAUGAACGCCAUCAACCUGCCCCUGAGCCCCAGUCAAUAUGAACUGGACCCAGAAGACACUGUGUUAGAGGAGAAUGAGGUCCGCACCAUGGUCGACCCCAACUCCAAGAACGACAGCAAACUACAGGAACUCCAGAAGGUGCUGAUCGACUGGAUCAAUGAUGUGUUGGUAGGAGAGAGGAUCAUCGUGAAGGACCUGGCUGAAGAUCUAUACGACGGGCAGGUUCUGCAGAAACUCUUUGAGAAGCUGGAGGGGGAGAAGCUGAACGUGGCUGAGGUGACCCAGUCAGAGAUCGCCCAGAAGAAGAAGCUACAGACGGUUCUGGAGAGGAUCAACGACUCCAUCAAGAUCUCCGCCAGGAGCAUCAAAUGGAACGUGGACUCUGUACAUGCUAAGAGUAUAGUGGCCAUUCUUCACCUGUUGGUGGCGCUGUCUCAACACUUCAGAGCACCAAUCAGACUUCCUGACCACGUGUCCAUCCAAGUAGUGGUGGUUCAGAAAAGGGUAGGAAUUCUUCAGUCCCGCCAGAUUCAGGAGGAGAUCACAGGCAAUACAGGGGCUUUUUCUGGGAGACAUGAGCGAGAUGCUUUCGACACCCUGUUUGACCAUGCUCCAGACAAGCUCAAUGUGGUGAAAAAGACUCUCAUCACCUUUGUGAACAAACACUUGAACAAGCUCAAUCUGGAGGUGGCUGAACUGGACACACAGUUUGCUGACGGUGUUUACCUGGUUCUGCUGUUGGGACUGCUGGAGGGCUACUUUGUUCCGCUCUAUAAUUUCUUCCUGACACCUGAGAACUUUGAGCAAAAGGUGUACAACGUGUCCUUCUCCUUUGAGCUGAUGCAAGAUGGAGGUCUGGAGAGACCCAGACCCAGGCCUGAAGGUAGGUGUUCUCUUUUAGGAUGCCAUUAUAUAGUUGCUAUGGACAAUUAUGUUUUUUUAAAUUAUUAUUUUUUUAUUCCGAUGCUGAACAUUUAGUGCAAAGCCAUAUGGAGCAAUACAUAUAACGCCUGAUAAUUCAAUGUGUCAGUGUUUUAAUUGUAUCUGUCUCUAAAUAAAUUAUUUGUUUAUGAGAAUUCUGUCAGGCGCUAAGCCCUGACAGCAGUAUUCUCACAUACAACCAAGUCUGGAAGAAGUUUGUCUUUUUGCUCUUUCACUAUACCAAUCCAUUCAGUUAAUCUCAAAUGCCACACUAUGUUGAAGUAGAAGCACCACACACCAAGCCCCUUUGUGAAUGGGUUUUCUUUUUGGGUUCUGUGUGUGUCAUUUAUGUGUUUUUUAAUUUGUCCUUAGAAUUAUGUAGUAGUGUGUCUAUGACUACAUGUUGAAACACACAUUCAUGUUCAGUGUACUCUUUCAUUGGCAGUACGAUUUGUCAUUUCUGAAUCAGAAUGCUUUUCUCAGGGUCAAAACACUUCCUUUAUGCCAUAUCCUCCUCGAUUUCUAUUCGAAAAUAUGUUUUUAGUGACUGCUGUCUGAAUGUGUUUAUUCAUAUGUUCUUAUUUCCCAGAUAUUGUGAACUGUGACCUCAAGUCCACGCUGAGGGUGCUGUGUAAUCUCUUCACCAGAUACAGAAAUGUGGACUGAAUAUGUGGUGUUGUGGGCACUCAUUUUACUGGUAAAUAUUCAAUCGCAAUUUUCACAAUUGCAUGCUUCAAGGGAAGCCUUUUAAUUUUGCCAAGAGCACUACGAACCAAUCCAAGACAUUAUGAAUUUAUAUUAUGAAACAACAAUUUGAUUGUACCAAAUACCAAAUAUUGAAAUGUGUACCAGAAUACCAGAUUGUACCAAAUAUUGUAUGUGCCAUAAUAAUAACUAUAAAUUGUAUGUGCCAUUCUUUUACUGCAACUACACUAAAUAUACAGUACCAGUCAAAAGUUAGGACACACCUACUCAUUUCAGGGUUUUUCUUUAUUUUUACUGUUUUCUACAUUGUAGAAUAAUAGUGAAGACAUCAAAACUAUGAAAUAACAUAUAUGGAAUCAUGCAGUAACCAAAAAAGUGUUAAACAAAUCAAAAUAUAUUUGAGAUUCUUCAAAGUAGCCACCCUUUGCCUUGAUGACAGCUUUGCGCGCUCUUAGCAUUCUCUCAACAAGCUUCAUGUGGUAGUCACCUGGAAUGCAUUUCAAUUAACAGGUGUGCCUUGUUAAAAGUUAAUUUGUGGAAUUUCUUUCCUUAAUGCAUUUGAGACAAUCAGUUGUGUUGUGACAAGGUAGGGGUGGUAUACAGAAGAUAGCCCUAUUUGGUAAAAGACCAAGUCCAUAUUAUGGCAAGAACAGCUCAAAUAAGCAAAGAGAAACGCCAGUCCAUCAUUACUAUAAGACCGGUCAGUCAAUCUGGAAAAUGUCAAGAACUUUUAAAGUUUCUUCAAGUGCAGUUGCAAAAACCAUAAAGCGCUAUGAUGAAACUGGCUCUCAGGAAAGGAAGACCCAGAAUUACUUCUGCUGCAGGGGAUAAGUUCAUUAGAGUUAACUGCACCUCAGAUUGCAGCCCAAAUAAAUGCUUCACAGAGUUCAAGUAACAGACACAUCUCAACAUCAGCUGUUCAGAGGAGACUGUGUGAAUCAGGCCUUCGUGGUCAAGUUGCUGCAAAGAAACCACUACUAAAGGACACCAAUAAUAAGAAGAGCCUUGCUUGGGCCAAGAAACAUGAGCAAUGGAUAUUAGACCGGUGGAAAUCUGUCCUUUGGUCUGAUGAGUCCAAAAUUUAGAUAUUUGGUUCCAGCUGCUGUGUCUUUGUGAGAUGCAGAGUAGGUGAACGGAUGAUCUCUACAUGUGUGGUUCUCACCGUGAAGCAUGGAGGAGGGGUGAUGGUGUGGGUGUGCUUUCCUGGUGACACUGUUGUGAUUUAUUUAGAAUUCAAGGCACACUUAACCAGCAUGGCUACCACAGCAUUCUGCAGCGAUACGCCAUCACAUCUGGUUUGUGCUUAGUGGGACUACCUCCAGGCUGUGUGAGGGAUAUUUGACCAAGAAGGGGAGUGAUGGAGUGCUGCAUCAGAUAACCAGGCAUCCACAAUCACCUGACCUCAACCCAAUUCAGAUGGUUUGGGAUGAGGAAGGACCACAGAGUCAAGGAAAAGCAGCCAACAAGUGCUCAGCAUAUGUGGGAACUCCUUCAAGAUUGUUGGAAAAACAUUCCAGGUGAAGCUGGUUGAGAGAAUGCUAAGAGUGUGCAAAGCUGUCAUCAAGGCAAAGGGUGGCUA
Molecule: messenger RNA, 3528 nt
Organism: Salvelinus fontinalis (brook trout)
Lineage: Eukaryota; Metazoa; Chordata; Actinopteri; Salmoniformes; Salmonidae
Gene: parvaa
Product: parvin, alpha a
Exons: 11
Coding region: 324-1301 (325 amino acids)
Biological process (GO): substrate adhesion-dependent cell spreading; actin cytoskeleton organization; cilium assembly
Cellular component (GO): cytoplasm; focal adhesion; actin cytoskeleton
Molecular function (GO): actin binding
Source: RefSeq, a predicted model, not a curated record